Messenger RNA from Bicyclus anynana (squinting bush brown), 8384 nucleotides. RefSeq names its product protein slit (gene sli). Gene Ontology annotation, biological process: axon guidance; negative chemotaxis. Lineage: Eukaryota; Metazoa; Arthropoda; Insecta; Lepidoptera; Nymphalidae. The coding region runs from base 165 to 4646 and encodes 1493 amino acids. Gene Ontology annotation, molecular function: Roundabout binding; calcium ion binding; heparin binding. The record is from RefSeq and is a predicted model, not a curated record. The transcript is spliced from 37 exons.
GCUUUUACUCGAGAAAGUUGUGCGUCGGACGCCGUCGGUUCCGUGCCAUCACACGUAUUUUGUGAGUUUCUAGUGUUUUACAAGUGUUUAUUGUGAUUAAGCUACAACUGAGACCUCUUUUCGCCUAUUUCCUGAAUGAUGACGUAAGCGCAGCACACGCAGCCAUGCGGCGCGCGACGCUGCUGCUGCUGGCGGCACUGCUGCUGCUCACUGCCGCUGCCGCCUGCCCCUGGGCGUGCUCCUGCCGCCCUGGUGCCGCCGACUGCGCGCACCGCGCACUGCUGCACGCGCCGCGCCGUCUGCCGCCCGACGCGCACCGCCUAGACCUGCAAGGCAACAACAUCAGCAUAGUGUUCCAGAGCGACUUCCAGAACUUGAAGGACCUUAAAAUAUUACAACUAUCGGAAAACCAAAUCCACACCAUAGAACGGGAUGCCUUCCUGGAGCUGAACUCCCUCGAGCGCCUGAAACUGAGCAAUAAUCGCCUGGGCCACUUGGCUGACGGCGUAUUUGUGAGAUUGAGGCAUCUACAGCGUUUGGACCUCAGCCGCAAUGAGCUGACAGCGAUCAGCAGACGAACCUUCCGAGGACUCACAGCCUUGAAGAGUCUCCACCUGGACGGAAACCAGCUCAAGUGUAUCGAUGAGAAGGCGCUGGAACACCUCAAGAGUUUGGAAGUUCUGACGCUCAACAACAACAACCUGACGUACCUGUCGCUGGAAGCCGCGUCAGUCGCGCGGCUGCACACGCUGCGACUGACGGACAACCCGCUGGUGUGCGACUGUCGUGUCGCGCGUCUGGCGGCGUCGGUGCGCGCGGCCGGCAUCUUGGGAGUUGGAGCCAGGUGCCAGGCGCCGGUGACGCUGCGAGGAGCGCUGCUCACAGAGUUGGACGCCCACGAGCUGAUAUGCAAUGGUCCUACGACGGCGGUGACCCUGGAGUGUUCGGCCGAGCCUCGCUGCCCGCCACCGUGCCGCUGCUCGCCCGACGGCACGGUGGACUGUCGCGAGAAGCUGCUCUCGGAGCUUCCCAGCAUCCCGCACCGAGCCACCGAGAUACGCCUAGAACAGAACGAGAUAACGGAGGUGGGUGCAGGCGCGUUCUCCGCAGUGAAGCGCGUGGCGCGCAUCGACCUGUCAAACAACAAGAUCUCCAAGAUGGCCGCCGACGCCUUCAACGGACUCACGCAUUUGACUUCUUUAGUGCUGUAUGGAAACAAAAUUAAAGACUUACCUUCUGGUAUAUUCCACGGGCUGACAUCUCUUCAACUGCUGUUGCUGAACUCUAACGAAAUCAGCUGCGUGAGGAAGGACACCUUUCGGGAUUUACAGAGUCUCAAAUUGCUAUCGCUGUACGACAACAACAUACGAUCGCUGCCGAAUGGGACGUUCGACUCGCUCACUGGAAUACAGACUUUACAUUUGGGUCGCAAUCCGUUCGCCUGUGACUGCUCGCUGCGCUGGCUAGCGGCGUACCUCCGUAGGAACCCCAUAGAGACGUCGGGUGCCAAGUGCGAGUCGCCCAAACGUAUGAACAGGAAGAGGAUCGACGCUCUCAGGGAGGACAACUUCAAGUGCAAACCGGGCGAGGAGACGACGGAGGCGUGCGGCGACGAGCCGCCGUGCCCCGACGCGUGCGCGUGCUCGCGCGCGUUAGUGCGCGGCGUGCGCGUCGCGUGCGCGCGUGCUCGGCUCGCCGACGUGCCGCGCGACCUGCCGCUCACCACCGUCGCGCUGAUAAUGCCAGACAACAACUUGGGCCAGAUCAAGUCGGACGGCCUGUUCGGCCGGCUGCCGGACCUCACCAAACUGGAUUUCCGGAACAAUGGAAUAACCGUGAUAGAGGACAACGCAUUCGAUGGCGCUGCGUCCAUCCAGGAGCUUCUGCUGGACGGCAACCUGCUGCAGACCGUCACCGACAAGAUGUUCUUCGGCCUCCACAGCCUCGCCACCCUCUCGCUGACGGACAACAAGAUUCGCUGCAUCACUCCGGGCUCUUUCGACCACCUCACCAUGCUCACCACACUGUCGCUGGGCAACAACCCGUUGCACUGCACGUGCCACAUCUCGUGGGUGGGCCCCUGGCUGCGCGGGCGCCGCCUGGCCACGGGCGCGGCGUGCGCGCACCCGCCGCCGCUGCGGGGCACGGAGCUGCAGCAUCUGGAGCUCGCCGACUUCAAGUGCACACCGGAAGACAAGGGCUGCCUGCCCGCGGACUACUGCCCGGCCGGGUGCUCCUGCGCCGGUACAGUAGUGCGCUGUGCCCGCGCUAAGUUCGCAGCCCUGCCCGCCCGCAUCCCGCCCUACACCACCGAGCUCUACCUGGAGUCGAACGACAUAACCAGCAUAUCGGCGGAGCAGCUGCGACACCUCACGCAGCUCACGCGCCUCGACCUCUCCAACAACAAGAUCAGCGUGCUCUCCAACAACACGUUCGAGGCGCUCACCAAGCUGUCCACCCUCAUCGUCAGCUACAACAGGCUCCGAUGCGUUCAGCGUGACGCGCUCAAGGGUCUGACGCAGCUGCGCGUACUGUCUCUACAUGGCAACAACAUCUCCAUGCUGCAGGAUGGAGUGUUUCGUGAUUUGCAGUCCAUAUCACAUGUCGCACUAGGCUCGAACCCACUCUACUGCGACUGCAACACGCGCUGGCUCUCCGAGUGGGUCAAAGUAGCGGGCGAAUACGUCGAGGCCGGCAUAGCUCGCUGCGCCGAGCCGCCGCGCAUGCGCGACAAGCUUGUCCUCAGCACAAGCUCAAGCACGUUCGAGUGCCGUGCUCCGCCGCCGGACGCCGUGCUCGCUAAAUGCGACCGCUGCAGAGCACGGCCGUGCGGGGAACGUGGGGUGUGCGAGACCACGCCGGGCGGCGGCUUCGCUUGCGUCUGUGCGCGGGGGUACCACGGCGACACGUGCCAGCAUCAGAUCGACGCGUGCUAUGGGGCACCGUGUGCGCAUGGCGUGUGUCAGCUACUUGAGGAGGGUCGAUUCAGCUGCGCGUGCCAGGCGGGCUACACCGGCGUGCGCUGCGAGGUCAACAUCGACGACUGCGCGGCGCACCGCUGCCAGAACAACGCCACCUGCGUGGACCACCUCGAGGGGUACACGUGCAAGUGUGCUCCCGGCUUUAUGGGAGAGUUCUGCGAGAAGAAGAUCCCUUUCUGCAGCUCGGAGUUCAACCCGUGCGCCAACGGAGCCACGUGCGUGGACCACGAGAGCCACUACAGCUGCGCGUGCCCCCGCGGCUACUCCGGGCAGAACUGCACCGUCAACGCGGACGACUGCAUCAACCACAUGUGCCAGAACGGCGCGACGUGCGUGGACGGGCUGGACGAGUACCGCUGCGCGUGCGCCGCGGGGCACGCGGGCCGCUACUGCGAGGCGGCGCCGCACGCCGCGCUGGGCACGUCCCCGUGCGCGCACCACGAUUGCGUGCACGGCGUGUGCUACCUGGCUGUGCACGAUGAGCUGACGGACCGCCUCGCGCCCGCCGACUACCUGUGCAAGUGCGCGCCGGGCUACUCGGGUCGUCUGUGCGAAUACCUCACGUCUCUCACCUUCAACCAUAACGACUCGCUCGUCGAGCUGGAGCCGCUGCGCACCGAGCCGCAGGCCAACGUCACGCUCGUGUUCAGCACGAAGCAGCAGCACGGAGUGCUCAUGUACUACGGCGACAACGAGCACCUGGCGGUGGAGCUGUUCAACGGGCGCGUGCGCGUCAGCUACGACGUCGGGAACCACCCCACCUCCACCAUGUACAGUUUCGAGAUGGUGUCAGACGGUAACUACCACAAGGCUGAGCUGUUGGCUGUUAAGAAGAACUUCACACUGCGGGUGGACGACGGGCCCGCUCGCUCCAUCAUCAACGAAGGCAACAAGGAGUACCUGCGGCUGGAGCGGCCCAUGUUCGUGGGCGGAGUGCCGGAGGACGUGGCGCGCGACGCCUUCAGCAAGUGGCACCUGCGGAACAUCACCAGCUUCAAAGGCUGCCUGCAAGAGGCGUGGAUCAACCACAAGCGCGUGGACUUCGUGAACGCGGCGCGCACCGUGCGCACGCGCGCCGGCUGCGGGCCCUCCCCCGCGCCCCGCGCGCCGCCCCCGCCCUCCGCGCUGCAGGAGGACGGCGCGCACGAGCCGGAUCCGUGCGUGCCCAACCCGUGCGCGCGCGGCGGGCGCUGCGUGCGCGAGGCGGGCUCGCGCUCGGACUACACCUGCCGCUGUCGCGCCGGCACGGCGGGCGCGCAGUGCGAGCUGCGCACUUCUGUCGGCGGCGCGCCGGUCAUCACGCAGGGGAAGCUGCCGCCGCGGAAGCAGGUCAUCAGCAACGUGCAGGCGUCUCCUGCAUCUCCACCGCAAAAGCAGUAUCCUGAGGAGACCCCAGCGCAGCCGGCGCCGGGCGGCGCCGCUUGUCGCAAAGAAGCGACCCGCGAGUUCAUAACGGAAGGCGCGUGCAGAAGCCGGCGCGCGGUGCGUGGCGCGCGCUGUGUGGGCGGCGCGUGCGGGAAGCAAUGCUGCGCGCCCAGGAAGACUAAGAAGAGGAAGAUCCGCCUGGUAUGCUCCGACGGCACGCGAUACACCAAAGAUAUAGAGAUAGUGAGGAAGUGCGCUUGCGGCAAGAAGUGCCCCAGAAGUGCGCCGUUCCUGCAUUGAUUGUCAUGACUUGUCAUGUCUAUACACUGCCUGUAAUGUUUUGUAGAGCCUGCAGUAGCUAGAUAUACCUUUUAUAAAGGCUUUAUCAAGCCGUGCUUCUACGUCAUCAUUCAUCAUUGACAAUCCAUAUUCAGUUUACUGUUAAGCACAAGUAACCUCAAGUAUGUCACAUAAAGAAUUGAGACAGUUUGGUAAAAAAAAAGUGUACUUGGAUAAGGCUUUUAGGAUGCGUGCUGCCAUCUAUAAUCACAGUGAAACAGUGUUUGAUAUUUUAAGCUAUCGUAGAUGGCGGUCUUAGUGAACUUUGAAACAAUCCCUUUUUGUAUACUUCAAGAACCUGUUGCUAUGCAGUUAUGCCUGAAGCUCAUAGAUGGCGCUUUGUUUUUUUUAUUUUUUUUAUUUUUUUUAAAGUUUUACCUGUCGUGUGGUCUAAAGCACAUGAAGUUAACUCGUUUUUUUUUAAUUAAUUUAUUUUUCUUAUUAAGGCAGGUAGUUAGUUAUUGUCGUAUAAAGGGUAUGUGUUCUGAUAUCUUAAACAACCUUAAUACUUGAUAAUAAUAAUUGAUAUUUUGUUACAGUAGGUAUCUAUGGUAGGAGCAUGAGCUGACAAACUUUUCAGCCUUUAUAAGGUAUGUCUGACUAUUGCAGGCUUUUAGUCCAUUGUAGCAACUCGAUAGCCUGAGCUGCACUGGGGAUUCAAACCCCGGUCUGUUGACAACUAUGUUUAUCACGUUAUAUUGGCAAUAACAAGUACAUCUGUCAGUGGUUGUCGCUACAUUAUUGACUUGACUAUAUUUCACUUAAACAUAAUGUAUGUAUGCGCUACGAAAUAUUUAGCACAUCCCAUUAACCUACGUUUGUGUGACAGAGAUAAUAUAAUUUAUUUUUGUUUGGCACUUCAACAUUUAUUCACAUUUCUUGAGUAUUCACUACACAAAAACAGAAAUAACAGUAGAAAAACAUAAAUUGAUGUGUUGAGGUGCUGGUAAAAAAAAAUACAUUUAAGACGAUUUUAUGCUAGAUCAUUAAAUGGCGUAAAUAAACCUUUUAUAGAACGUACACCUGACCCCUUUAAUAAUCGGCCUAAUUCACAAUACACAAUAAUUGAAACAUUAAAAAAAAGAAAUAUAUUAAUUUCGUCUAUGGUCUAAAGGAAAUGAAACCCCAAACAAAAUAAAAAUGAAAUUAUGUAUUUGAAAAUGGAAAUCACAUAACGCAGUACAAUGCCUACAAAAAGUUUAGUAUAAACCAUAAAGUCAUAGAACAUUUGAAACCAUAAAGUCAUAGAUGAUAACGAAACACGGUCCUCACUUUUAUAGAUAUUUUAUAACUUGUAUACCUAAUAUUGUACCCCGUUAGACUUUGUAACACUUAAAAUAUAAAUAUAAUCGAAUUUAAGUAACUCGCAUUUAUUUAUCAACUAAAUAUAAUCCACUGUGAACGAAAAACAAUUCAAUAUUCUUUAAUAUAUUGGUCAAUUCGACUUGAAACACUAAACCAACCGAUAUUAAAAAACUAAAAAUUUCAUUUGACGUCAUUUUAUUUUAGUGAGAGAAACGUACAGCGAGCGGUUCGAUUCGAAUACAAUAAUUUACUUGCAUUUCAUUCGUUGCUAUUGACUUGCCGGAUUAGGAAUCUAGAUAUUAGUAAUAACAAAAAGUAAAACUCUCGUAGAAUGUUUAUCAACAAACAAAUGAAUGUGCAAUUAAAAUUAAGUAUGUGUUUCUUUUUAACAUAAUUUACAAGACAUGUUGAGAGUCUAACUGGCUAUGGGUAUUUUAUCACUACGGGAUUUACGCGGGUUUGCUAGUAGUUAAUAGUUUGGUCUAUGUAAUCAGUUAUCCUUUAUGUAAAUGCUUCGUCCACAGUGGAUAUAUUUCUAAGGGUAACUUAUAUUGUAGGGUAAAAUUAAAUUUUAUAAUGUGCCCUAAAUUUAAUUUUACUGUAAAACUAUUGCGUAGAUGCCCCGGAGGCUAUUUUUAAUGUUUUUAUUUUUAUUUUUGUAUAUGCGAUAAAAUGCUUAAAAUGAUUUGAACUGCCAUAUAUUAUGCCACUUUAUAUUUGAUAUUGAUUUAAUUGUUAACAAAAUCUUAAACAACAUUAUGUGUUCAUUUGAUGUACUAAUAAUAAUAUAUUUAUCAAUAUAUAGAUGUUUAAUAAGUAACAUUAAGCUAGAUUUAGAUCAUCCUAAGGUUAUUUUACAACUUUUAUUAGUAUUUUUUUAUAAAACCACAUUUCUUGCCAUUUUCCUAUAAAUUUUGCCGACAUAUACAUUUAUUUUAUAUAAAGUAAGUUUUAUUUUCGAUUAAAAAAAGGUACACUGCGUACUCAAUAAAUGUGCGAAUAGCAUAACAUUGUUACAUUUUAGAAUGUAUUUAAUUUAAUAUAGCAGUUUAAGGAUGAAAUAUUAUGUAUGUAAAGUUUUUGUAUAAUAUACAUAGCACAUAGACAAGAUAUAUUAUGAUUUAAAACUGCAGGAACCUGAAGCUGCUUUUAAAAUAUUUUGACCGUGUAGAAUAGUAUUUUUUUUUAUGAAAUGAGUUCUUAUCUGUGUGCUAUACAUAUUACUUGCCACUACACACGUAAAUAGUCUUGACUGACGGUCUUUUUGUAAAAAAUAUAGAUUUAUUAUAUUUAUUGCAAAUUUUGUUGCUAAAAGUCGUAGCUUAUCCAUUGUAAAUUCUAGUUAAGAUUUCUUGUAUAGGAAUUAUAAUGUAGGUAUUUUAUAUUUUACACGUUUUUACAAGCAUUCCGUAUUUAUUUUCUACCGUUUUGGUAGUUUUUGCAACAUUGCAUUUAACUACCUAUAAUUUCAGUAUUAUUCUUUUUGGGAGAUUUCUGUGUAACCUACGAUUUUAUUGUUGCUUAACUUAGAAUUAAUAAAUGUAUUUAAUUACUUAUAAAUGCACAAAUAUAUAUUUUGCUUAAUUUUAACAUAUUGCAGAAUUUGUAGGAAUGGAUAAACAAUUCAAAAAAAUUAACCUAAAUUAGAUGCUUUUACUCUGACAUGACACCUGACUUCAUCAUCAGGACAGCUCUAUGGUACCAGAUUGUAUUUGUCACCGAAAAUACCCAACUAGAUUUCCAGGUGUCAGUUUCCAAAUUUUUUACCAAUGCCACAAACAGGACAAUAUAAAAGCUUGUAAAGUCACAAAUAAACCAUGGAAAAAUAAAUAUAAAAAUCCGCCAUAGGAAUGUAUUAGCUUUUUGCCUGGUACUCUUAUAUUAUAAUUUAUGGUUUCCCAUAGACAACAACAUAUAUUUUAUGGAGAAUUCGCUUGUGGGUAUACCUUAAUGAAUACUGACAAAAUCAGAAUUGUAGAUUAACUAACAUUUAAAGCAGUCCUGGGUUAGCCAAUAAGCUAUUUAUGUAAUUGCUUAGGACGUCUAGGGGGGCACUAGAAACUACCGAGAAAAAAACAAGUCAAGCACACGAAGGUUAAACAAACUUCGGUGGGUUUCUUUAAUCAAUUCUUUGUAGCUCACCUAUUAAAGAUAGUGAGGCCCACAAGGAAAGAUAGCCUAGAGCAUCAAGAGUCCUGAAUCCGGCACUGAUUUAAAGAUAUCUCCCGUUUAGGUACAAGUUAUAUAUAACAUAAGCUUUAAGUUAUGUACCUACCAUAGACCAGUUUCAGCGAAGACGCUGCAGUGUAUGCGCUUCUUAUUAUACAAUAAAAGUAAUAAUAUUGUCUAUGAACUUUAUAAUUUAUUUGAUGUAAUAAAAGAGGAUGUUAGAUA